AGUAGCCCCCCUGUAGGCUCAAGUUUUGAGAACUCCGAGGCUCGGCGGCGCGUUGGCUGUGCUGGCCCCCGCGGGAGAAGAAGCCAUGGCCGGGAGGGCGGCGGCGGCUGCGGCGCUCGCGUGCUGCGUGGCGGCUGGGCUCUGCGGCGUCGGCUUCGUCCCAGCCCAGCGCUGCAGGGCGCGCCCCUCGCCCGGGCCGCGGGCGCCCCGUCGCCCGCGGCCGGCGCCGCGGGCUCAGCGCACCCGCAGGGCGCUGGCUCGUCCGCCGCGGCGGCCACGGCGGGGGCCGCCUGCCUCCUGGGUGCGGGGGCCGCCUUGGUGGCCUCGCGGCAGCGCCGCCGCGGCGCCGCGCAGAGCCUCACCGCGCGCCGCUUCUUCGGCGGCGGCCGCGCGCCCGAGGCGAAAGACAUCACCAAGAAGGUCUUCUUCGACAUCAGCAUCGGCGGCCAGCCCGCCGGGAGGAUCGUCUUCGGCCUCUACGGCGACGUGGUCCCGAGGACCGUGGAGAACUUUGCCUCGCUGUGCUCCGCCCUGCCCGGCGAGGGCUACAAGAAUGUUCCCUUCCACCGCAUCAUCCCCGGGUUCAUGUGCCAGGGCGGUGACUUUACGAAUCCAGUGGCAAUCGGGGGGAGGAGCAUCUACGGCAACAAGUUCGAGGAUGAAAACUUCGACCUUGAUCAUACCAAGCCUGGCCUGCUGAGCAUGGCGAACGCCGGCCCGAACACCAACGGCUCCCAGUUCUUCAUCACCACGGCCGUCACGGACUGGCUCAACGGCAAGCACGUGGUCUUCGGUGAGGUGGUCGAGGGCAUGGACGUGCUGCAGAAGAUGGAGAGCAUGGGCAGCCAGAGCGGCCGCACGAGGCAGGAGGUCGCCAUCGCGGACUGCGGCCCGGCGUGAGCCCGCCGAGGUCCACCCCGCGGGCCGCGGGCGCGCGACGCCUUCGCUGCCGCGCGCCCUCCCCCUCGGCUGGGCGGCGACCCCUUGCCUCAGGCGAUCGCAGGCACGGAUCCGGGGGGCGUGGAGCAGCGACGGGCCCCGUUUCCGUGGGAAGCCGCGGACUUCCGCCGGCGAGCGAGGCGGCACCGGCCGCAUUCUGGGGAGGGCACCUCCCCCGAGCCAUGGAGCUGGCGACCCCGCGCCGAAUCCAUGGAUCGCUAAUCCAUGUUGGCGCGCCCCCGAUCCUCGGCCGCCCUCCGGCCCUCCGGGAAGCAGCCCGUGCCUUUGGCGAAGGCUCGGAGCACUUCUGGGAGGGCCGGCGGCCUGCCAAGCCUUCUGCGAAGGCCCGGCCCCCCCCGUCGCGUCGCUUCCCCCCUCCCGUCGGGGAUGCGCAGGGCUCGAGCAUAAGGGGGAAGGGCGAGGCUCGGGCAAGAAGCCCGGCGCUCGGGCUGGCCGCCGUUCUCGGGGCCUAAGAGACGGGGGUCAGUGCAAACGGGGGUCAGCCAGGGCACCAGAUCCUGCAGGAUCCUGCGAAGGCCCC
Molecule: messenger RNA, 1480 nt
Organism: Prorocentrum cordatum
Lineage: Eukaryota; Dinophyceae; Prorocentrales; Prorocentraceae
Source: the annotation of a GenBank genome assembly